AUGAAUCUCUUCUCUUCCAUAUUUAGCUAUUUGCUACUGCACUUGUUUGCUUUCUGCUUGCAGGCACAGGUAACUGUUCAGUCCCCACCUAAUUUUACACAGCAUGUGAGGGAGCAGAGCCUGGUGACCGACCAACUAAGCCGGCGACUCGUCCGGACCUAUCAGCUGUACAGUCGGACCAGUGGGAAGCACGUGCAAAUCCUGGACAACAAGAAAAUCAAUGCCAUGGCGGAGGAUGGAGACGCUCACGCCAAGCUCAUUGUGGAGACUGACACGUUUGGGAGCCGAGUAAGAAUCAAGGGGGCUGAGACAGGCUUCUAUAUCUGCAUGAACAAGAAAGGAAAGCUGAUUGGCAAGAGCAACGGCAAAGGGAAAGACUGUGUCUUCACUGAGAUUGUGCUGGAGAACAACUACACAGCAUUGCAGAAUGCAAAGUACGAAGGAUGGUACAUGGCUUUCACUCGAAAGGGACGCCCCCGCAAGGGCUCCAAGACUCGGCAACAUCAGCGUGAGGUGCACUUCAUGAAGAGGCUACCCAAGGGCCACCAAACCACAGAGCCUCACAGACGCUUCGAAUUUCUCAAUUACCCUUUCAACCGGAGGAGUAAAAGGACUCGGAACUCCAGUCCAAAACCAACCCCCUGACCCAUCCCCCCUAGCACCACUCAGGUCCACCCCUCAUUUCCCUUUUGCUGGAGGACUUCUGUAGAGACUUAAUUGAUGGACAAUGCUUAGAGACUUAACUGAUGAUGAUAACUAAAAAGAGGGAGGAAGAACAGGGGGGGAAAAACUUGAUCUAGUUGUUUAUAAUUGUUUGUUUUGUGUUUUUUAAAAAACAUAA
Molecule: messenger RNA, 841 nt
Organism: Rhineura floridana
Lineage: Eukaryota; Metazoa; Chordata; Lepidosauria; Squamata; Rhineuridae
Gene: FGF8
Product: fibroblast growth factor 8
Exons: 5
Coding region: 1-645 (214 amino acids)
Biological process (GO): neuron differentiation; positive regulation of gene expression; positive regulation of protein phosphorylation
Cellular component (GO): cytoplasm
Molecular function (GO): type 2 fibroblast growth factor receptor binding; type 1 fibroblast growth factor receptor binding; growth factor activity
Source: RefSeq, a predicted model, not a curated record